AUGAAACCCGCGCCUCCUCGCGGGUUUACUUGCUUGCCCGUUCGCAGGGCCUCUACUCUUCCCACCAGUGCCGCCUCAUUCUCGUCCACAAAUGCUCUUCUCCCGACGACGCUGGCGGCUCGCGCCUAUCACGGCCACAAGGCCACUUUCCCCAGAGGCAGCUUUGCCCUCAUGACCCAGCACCGUCGGUGUAUUCACUCCUCGGACCGCAAGUCGUCCACCGUCGCCGAGCUGCCAGGUGCUGUCCCUCCGCCGGCCAACCUGGAACCAAGCCGCGCACCCCUCUCGGUCUUGCCACUAAGCAUGAUCCUCCGCUCCUUGGCCACGACUGUCGUGUCCUCUUCUCCUCUGCUUCUGCCACCGUCGCUGCAGAUCAUGACCUUGCUGGCUCACAGCACCAACGCCGUUUUUAACCCUGACAGAAAUCCUGUUCUUCGAUACUUCCUCAAGAAGUCCUUCUAUGCCCAGUUUUGCGCUGGCGAGAAUCCCGCUGAAGUCCAGGCCACCAUCAGCAGGUUGAAGAACAUUGGCUUCACCGGCGUGAUUCUGGGAUAUGCUCGCGAGGUCGUCUUGACGGAGAAGCAGGCUGAGGAGGUCGAGUCGGCUGCAGGACAAGAGACCCAAAAGGUCAUUGACAACGAGAUUGUGCCCUGGGCUGAGGGCACUCUUGAAACAGUCCGUUUGGCACAGCCCGGGGACUUCGUCGCACUCAAAUUUACCGGCGCUGGUAGUCUGGCUGUCCAUGAGCUGAAACACAAACUUCCCGCCAGCCCUUACCUGUACAAGUCUAUCAAUUCCAUCUGCCAGCUCGCCCACGAGCGUGGCGUUCGUCUCUUGUUUGAUGCUGAGCAGGAUGCCCUCCAAGACGGUAUUGACGACUGGACCAUGGAGUUUGCCAACAAGUACAACACCGAGCCUGAUUCCUGCACCAUCUACGGAACCUACCAAGCGUACAAGAAGAAGACUCCGGCCGUUUUGGAACGCCACCUUGCCACGGCUCAGGAGGGCCGAUUCUCGCUUGGCGUCAAGCUUGUUCGUGGCGCCUAUCUCGGAUCAGACCCUCGUGAAUGCUUCUUCGAUACCAAGGCCGAUACCGACGCGUGCUACGACGGCGUCGCUGCCAGUAUUCUGACCCGUCAAUGGAACGCGACUCUUGCGGGCAACGGCGAAUAUCCCGCAGCCCAUCUUGUCCUUGCCACUCACAAUGCCGAGUCCGUUCAAAAGGCUCGUGCCAUUUGCGACGCUGGUGGUGCCAAAUCCGAAAUUGCCUUUGCUCAACUCCAGGGCAUGGCCGACGAAAUUAGCUGCGAGCUGGUUGAGGCCAGUCAAUCGGCACGCGCUGGCGACGUCUCGGCCACCCCCAACUUGCCCGCCUAUAAGUACCUUGUUUGGGGCACCACAGGCGAGUGCAUGAAAUAUUUGCUUCGGCGUGCUCAAGAGAACAAGGACGCUGUCCAGCGAACCAAGAGUGGGCGUGAUGCCAUGUGGGCCGAAGUUCUCCGCCGCGUUAAGAAUACUUUUCGUCUUGCGUAG
Molecule: messenger RNA, 1533 nt
Organism: Metarhizium album ARSEF 1941
Lineage: Eukaryota; Fungi; Ascomycota; Sordariomycetes; Hypocreales; Clavicipitaceae
Product: proline oxidase PrnD
Exons: 2
Coding region: 1-1533 (510 amino acids)
Cellular component (GO): mitochondrion
Molecular function (GO): proline dehydrogenase activity; FAD binding
Source: RefSeq, a predicted model, not a curated record